CGUUGAUGUGAGCAGACGUGUUGCAAACAUUUUAAAUAAUUAUAAAUUUGUGUAAUAACAAAAUUGAGUCUUACUGUCUUGUUAUUAAAGUGGUUAUUUAAAUUGAUCCAUUGAGUAAAGAUACGCCCUACUGAAAAAGUAUAGGUCGCUAGGAGCGCUUUAUCACUCGAGCAUCGUGAGUACUGCAACCCAAGUGUCCACGGCGUAACUAUCGUGUGCGCUCUAUUGACGUCUAAGUUAAUACGCUGUAGAAGAAAUGUCGCAUAACGUUGGCGGUCAGAGGUCUCCCGGUAAGAUUGUAGCCGGUAGCGCACCGCAGCCAGGGCCGGCUAAGGAGGGAGAAGUGACCACUGCUGAAUUAUCUGGGAAGCGGAACAAGCGUAAGCAGCCGCCGGAGAGGGAUUGUAAUUGUACUCAUGAAUUGUCAGGAUUCAGAUCCGAAAUGAAACAAAUGCUAAAAGAAUUUACCACUAACAAAGAAAAAUUCAUGACUUCUAUGCGUGAGGAUAUAUCGCAAAUAAAAAAUCAAAUAGGCAAUAUACAGGUAACCACAGAACACUUGUCAAAGGAAAAUGAGAAAAUUUCAUCGGAAAUAUCUUCCCUAAAACAACACAUCUCCAACACGGAUGACAAAAUUAAGAGCCUGCAGACCGAUAUAAAUGUCUUGAAAAGCGAAUCCUCAGCUGAUAAUCCGAAUACCCGCCCCUUGGACGAGGAAGGUUUAAUUAAGGAGAUUCGCGAACGCGCCUACAGGGAAAAAAACAUAAUAAUUUAUGGAAUAUCAGAACUAGCGGACGGCAAUAUUCAAGAAAAGCAGCAGCAUGACAAUAACGAAGUACAUAACAUAACUCAAUUGAUUAUUGAAAACUCACCAGUUCCUCAGCAGAUCUUUCGCCUUGGAAAGUUUAACCCGAACAAAACUCGACCUGUAAAGGUAUGUUACGAUUCUGCACAGACAGUAAAACAAAUACUACGCAAUAAGAACAAAAUCGAAAACAAGGAAGCCAAAAUAUAUGCAGAUCUAACACCCACCCAGCAAAACAACCUUAAAGCAUUACGUCAAGAACUCCGUACGAGACAAGAAAAUGGGGAAAAUAAUAUUACUAUAAAAUACGUCGACGGCUGUCCUAAAAUAAUUACAACGAAUACACCAAAAAACUAGCUAUGAGUAAACAACAUCCGCAAGCUUCUCUUAGUGAAGAUACUAUAAUAUCUUACGACCUUCCGCAAUCAUAUAGAGACAUUCGGAUAAAGCGGUCGUCACUUAAUAUUUUCUAUACAAAUAUACGCAGUUUGGUAAAGCCAGGGAAACUUGAUGAGCUCAAAUGUGUUAUCAAUAGCACCCAGAGUAAGAUCCACUUGAUAAUAUUAACCGAAACAUGGAUAAAAUCGGAAUCAGAAAUUCAAUACUUACAGAUUGAGAAUUACAGCCACUAUUCAAACUAUAGAACCAAUGCCAGAGGUGGAGGAGUGUCAAUUUUCGCUCAUAAUGAUCUUAAGCAUUAUUUAUUGGAAGAAACCUACAAAAAUGGUAACAAUUACUUAUGGAUCCACAUUAGUAAGCUUCAACUGGACAUUGGUGUCGUUUACAAGCCAGGUGACACGAAUAUUAAUAGUUUUUUGGAAGAUUUCGACUUACAACUACAAAAACGAAAACGAGCAAUGAUCUUUGGAGAUUUUAAUUUGAACCUGCUAUCAUGUGACAGAAAUACCGUAAGAUACAAAGAACUACUGCAAGAAUGCGGAUAUUCCAUCUUAAACAAUAUCGACGUGAACUACGCAACUCGUAAAUCCACUUUAACAAAUAGUAUUCUCGACCAUGUACUAACUAACCUGACAGAUAAUAAUUUCACUAUUUCAUUACUGGAUUCCGCGCUCUCUGACCAUGUUCAAAUAUUUGUAAGUGUAGACAAAACAAAAAUCAACCAAAAACAACGUGUCAGAUAUGAAGCACUUAACUAUGAUACCUUGUUCGACUCAGCCAAAGUUUAUAAUUUCAAUUAUGAUAAUAACAACUACAAAGACCUUGAAGUAUCUAUUAGUAAUCUUAUAACUAGCAGCACUAUAACAAAAACCAAAAUACUAAACUUACCUCGUAAUGACUGGAUUAAUAGAGACAUUAUCAAUAAUAUUAACAACAGAAAUGCUUUAUGGCAGUCACUAAAAAAGAACCCCGGUAACCCGAACCUCAAAGACAGCUUUAAUAAAAAAAGAAACGAGACAACGCAAUUAAUACUAAAAGCAAAAAACAAGUACUACACUGAUAAGUUUUCAAAAUGUUUGCACGAUCCUAAAAAAACCUGGAGUCUGAUUAACGAAAUAUCCGGUAAUAAAAUUAAAAAUGUCUGUAACCCUCCCAAACUUUUGUUAGACUCUGUACUCUUUACCGAAGGCACAGCAGUGUGUGAAAUUUUUAACAACUUUUUUGCUAACAUAGGAUCCGAGCUAGCGAACCAAAUUCCUACGAGAUAUCAUAAUAAUACCACCUGGACAGUUAACUGCUCAACAGCAACUAGUAAUGAACUAUCAGACUUUGCACCAUGCUCUAGUGAUGAAAUAUCCAAAAUAAUAGAUGCGUUAGACAGCAACACUAGUGCAGGAAUCGACGGAAUUAGUACGAAGAGCAUAAAAUGUUUAAAAGUUUACAUCCUAGAAGGAAUUACAAAUUGCCUCAACAAAUGUCUAAACAAUGCAGUUUUUCCUGACGAAUUAAAAGUGGCAAAGGUCAGCCCAAUUCACAAAUCAGGCCCAAAGACCGACCCUGGAAACUACCGCCCAAUCUCGGUUUUGCCGGUUAUUUCUAAAAUCUUUGAGAGGGUGCUGUACAAUCGCCUGGACAAAUAUUUAAGUAGUAUAGGUUUUCUUUUCGAACGUCAAUACGGCUUCCGCAACAAAUCUAACACAUUAUCUGCAACUGUUGACCUAGUGACCAAAAUCAAAUCUAGUAUAGAUGCUAAGAAUAUCGUUCUUGGCGUAUUCAUUGAUCUUAAAAAGGCCUUUGAUACGGUAAGUCACCCGAUACUACUUCGAAAGCUUUCUGGCAUUGGUGUCAUCGGCAAUGCUCACAAAAUGUUUGCGUCAUAUCUUUCCAAUCGAUUUCAAGUAGUUAAAAUAGGCAAUUACCAAAGUACAGCACAAACUAUUACCUAUGGCGUGCCACAAGGAUCGAUUCUAGGGCCGCUUCUAUUUUUAAUAUAUAUGAACAAUAUUAGCACACUUAAACUUAAUGGAGAGAUCUCGCUCUACGCGGAUGAUACGUGUGUUUUUUAUUAUGGGAACUCAAUUACCGACAUGGCUAAAUUAGCUCAGGAUGAUCUUAACAUUCUGUACAAGUGGUUUCAAUACAAUCUGCUUACAAUCAACACUUCUAAAACCUCAUACAUCAUAUUCAAAUCUAAAAAUAAAACAAUACCUAGUCACACUCCUUUAUCAAUCAACAAUGUCACAAUCAACCAAUCAUCACAGGAAAAGUACCUCGGCUUGAUAUUGGAUAGUGGUCUGACGUGGAAGGCACACAUAGAUAAAAUAAAAUCAAAAUUGUCUAGCAUCAUGGGUUCAAUAAGAAACAUAGUUAAAUUCAUUCCGCCUACUGUUAAAUUUAAUAUAUACAACUCACUAGUUAAAUCGCAUCUAAAUUACCUGAUUGAAAUAUGGGGCAGUGCCGCGAAAACAAAUCUUAAGUAUCUCCAAAUUGCUCAAAAUAAAAUAAUAAAACUAUUGUUUAAUUACGACUACCUAACACCGACUAAUACAGUUUAUUCUAAAUCUAAACUAAUGAGCCUAAAACAACUAUAUACUUAUAAUACAAUAAUACUUAUUAAAAAAAUCCUUAAUAAAACCAUGCACUGUCAAACCACAUUCAGAACAAAUAAGGAAAGCGGCAAGAGAAACCUUCGUAGUGCAAAUAAGUUAUCCCUACCUUUUAUACGAACAAAAAAUUUUGGCACAAAUAAUAUAACAUAUCAGGGUGCGCGAAUGUACAAUAAUUUACCAGCAAA
Molecule: messenger RNA, 3998 nt
Organism: Cydia pomonella (codling moth)
Lineage: Eukaryota; Metazoa; Arthropoda; Insecta; Lepidoptera; Tortricidae
Exons: 2
Coding region: 257-1162 (301 amino acids)
Source: RefSeq, a predicted model, not a curated record